Trichosporon asahii var. asahii CBS 2479 is the source of this 1173-nucleotide messenger RNA. RefSeq lists its product as uncharacterized. Gene Ontology annotation, cellular component: peroxisome. Gene Ontology annotation, biological process: phenylacetate catabolic process; fatty acid beta-oxidation. The transcript has 2 exons. The coding region runs from base 1 to 1173 and encodes 390 amino acids. The record is from RefSeq and is a predicted model, not a curated record. NCBI's taxonomy places the organism in Eukaryota, Fungi, Basidiomycota, Tremellomycetes, Trichosporonales, Trichosporonaceae. Gene Ontology annotation, molecular function: acetyl-CoA C-acyltransferase activity.
AUGGCCCAGCGUAUCCAGACCAUUGCGAACCACCUCAAGGGCGAGCCCAAGAGCGCCCGCGAGCGCAUCAUGGAGAAGCACGACGACGACAGCUUCAAGGACAUGUCGUCGUCCGACCUCCUUGUCGCCACCCUCAAGGCGGCCAAGGACUCGAUCGGCGUCGACCCCAGCAUGGUCGACGACAUUUGCAUCGGCACCGUCCUGACCCCGGGCGCGCCCUACGCCGGUCGCGCGGCCGCCCUCACCGCAGGCUUCCCGGACACGACGCCCGUCGAGAUCAUCAACCGCUUCUGCUCGUCUGGCCUCAUGGCCGUCGGCACGAUCGCCAACCAGAUCCGCAAUGGCGAGAUUGAGAUUGGCCUUGCUGUCGGAUUCGAGGACAUGACCAACAACCCCGACGAGGGCGCGGUUGGCCUGACCGAGGAGACGAAGCAGCACCCCGUCGCCAAGGACUGCGUCAUGCCCAUGGGCUGGACGUCGGAGAACGUUGCCGGCGACUUCAACAUUUCGCGCGAGAAGAUGGACAAGUGGGCCGCGCAGAGCCACAACCGUGCCGAGGCCGCGCAAAAGUCGGGCGUGUUCGAGGCCGAGAUUGUCCCGAUCCCCACGCCCAACGGCGUUGUCAGCAAGGACGAUGGUAUCCGCUACGGCACGACGCCCGAGGGCCUCGCCAAGAUCAAGGGUGCCUUCAAGCAGUGGCCGCCCUCGCAGACGACGGGCGGCAACGCGUCGCAGAUCACCGACGGCGGCGCCUUUGUCCUCCUCACCACCCGCCGCAGGGCUAAGGAGCUCGGUCUCCCCAUUCUCGCCAAGCACGUGCUCAACGUCACUGCUGGCCUCGCCCCGCGCAUCAUGGGCAUCGGCCCCUCGGUUGCCAUUCCUAAACUCCUCGAGACGGCCCACCUCAAGCCCGAGGACGUCGACCUUUACGAGAUCAACGAGGCCUUCUCCUCCAUGAUGGUCUACUGUGUCGAGAAGCUCAACCUCGACCCGGCCAAGGUCAAUGUCAACGGUGGCGCCGUCGCCCUCGGCCACCCCCUCGGCACGACUGGCGCGCGCCAGAUCGCCACCGGCUUCAACGCCAUCAAGCGCACCGGCGGCAAGAUCCUCGUCACCUCCAUGUGCAUCGGCUUGGGCAUGGGCGCCGCCGGCCUCUUCGUCAACGAGCAGUAA